Messenger RNA from Alternaria burnsii, 2007 nucleotides. RefSeq lists its product as uncharacterized. NCBI's taxonomy places the organism in Eukaryota, Fungi, Ascomycota, Dothideomycetes, Pleosporales, Pleosporaceae. The record is from RefSeq and is a predicted model, not a curated record. The coding region runs from base 1 to 2007 and encodes 668 amino acids. The transcript has a single exon.
AUGGUGGCAUCCCUAACCAAGUCGAUCAAACCAAGAUCGGACGCAUCAAGUGCAGAAGCAAUAGCCCAGCAAGACGAGGAACAGCACAGCAACCACGAAUUCUCCCCAGAGUGCGACGCGUCAACUUUGUCAGACGCAAACAUUGCCUUGGCUUCAGCAUGGCUCAAGAUAUGCUCGGAAACCCACACUGCCUGCCGAGACGCUAUAUCCACCUCGUAUCUACCCACGCGCCUAAUCAACAUUGUCAAUCCAAGCCAUCCCUUUCUGGAAGACAGUGAGGUCGUUAGCAUACGUACAUACGCCACGCUGAGCUAUGUAUGGGGUAACGUCACGAAAAGAUACGUAACCAACUCUGGAAAUUUCGAGCAGCACUACAACUCAAUCCCACGAUGUGACCUUCCGCAAACUUUCCAGGAGGCCAUUCACCUCGCUUCUCGAUUGGGGUUUAAAUAUAUCUGGAUAGAUGCUCUAACGAUUAUCCAGGACUCAGUCGAGGACUCACGCACAGAGAUUGCACGAAUGGGCGAUGUGUAUAAACAGUCUGCGUUGACAAUAUUCGCUGGCGCUGGACACAACGUUGAUGCGGGCCUGUCUAUGACACGAGAUCCCAGAUUGACCAAGCCUUGUCAACUGGACUUUGCAGCUACUGUUGGAGACGAGACGCAUCAAAUUUCAGCGUACGUGCAAUCCUUGCCCGAAAGAAGUCCGUGUCCGCUGGAUACUAGGGGAUGGAUUCUGCAAGAGGAGGUGCUUGCGCCACGACGACUGGUUUUUCGGCAUUCAGAGAUGCAGUGGACAUGCCGGAGCUGUGAGCUGUCAGAAAGCAUGCCUAUUACCCAUGCGGCAUCUCCUGAUACCCUCGACGACGUUAAAAAGGGCCUUGUUGGACGUAAACCUGAAAUGGUCACAACAUAUUUACCACUAUUGCAUUUUUGGCUGGACAGCACCAAUGCACCAGACGCUUCACUCCAUGCAACUAAAGGCCUAUUUGAAACAUGGUACAGAGUCGUAGAAGCCUUUUCGCGCCGAUCCUUGAGCUACAGUUCCGAUGUACUACCAGCUCUUGCCGGUCUUGCAACCAUUUUUGCAGCCAAUCACCAUAUCUUUUACCUGAAUGGGAUCUGGAAAGAAGACUUUACAUCUGGUCUAUUAUGGGCCGUGAGUAGCAGUCGCAAGGACGAGCAUCCUGGUCCACAAGUCCAAGAUUCAAUGACCAGGCUGUCGCUCUGCUCGAUCUCGUGGAGUUGGGUGUCUCAGUGGGGUGAGAACAUCAAAUUUGAACCCAAUAAGAAAGGGAAGCAAACACAUGUUCUUUACAGCGUCAAGGUGGAUGCUAUUACCAGCGAUGAGAACUCAGAGUAUGUUCAACCGACUAUGGACAUGCAAGGCAUAGUCAACAGGUCCUUGACACUGUAUGGGCGCUGCAUCGAUCUUGAGAUCGGCAGGGUGUUGGUAACCAAAGAGAGAAAAAUGCUAUGGCAGAAGUCACGACAUACCGCAUUCCAUUACAACAAUUAUCUGGAGAUGGACUACAGUAAGCGAGCUAGGCCAGUCGUCGAGUCAAAGCGGCAGAUAGCUUAUGGAUGGCUGCUUCUCGACUCUAGUCUUGUCGACACUCCGACAAACAACAUCAAAUUUUGCUUGUGCAAGGUUCUGGAUUCUGGAAAUCGAUCGAAAAAUACAGAAGAAUCCCGUUCCAGAACCUCGCAAGUCGGAAGCAUGCUACACAAAAGUAUCCUCUCCAAUCCGAGAUUACGCAAGGCGAAGGCACGGAUAGAAGAAUCGACUCAGCGGCCAGGACCAGCGGAGAAAGUCCAAGCUUGCUUUACAUUACUUGGGCUGGCCUUAGUCCCAACGAAUAGCGAUGGACAUUACAGAAGGGUGGGGCUCUUGAAGACUUGCAUCCAUUUCGAUGAGGAGAUCACCAAAGUUCCAAACUUCGCUCCUUUGGAGCAUUUACCACAUCCUUGGCACCACGCCCAAGGAGAGACUUUCACGCUGGUAUGA